Heterotrigona itama is the source of this 3689-nucleotide messenger RNA. NCBI's taxonomy places the organism in Eukaryota, Metazoa, Arthropoda, Insecta, Hymenoptera, Apidae. The record is from the annotation of a GenBank genome assembly.
AUGCCGACUUACGGGCGUGUGUGACAUUUUGAUGUAGAGUGUCUUCGAUGAUUUUCGUCAUGUAUCGAUUUAAUACAUAGAUAUUUCCGAUAAAUGGAGUUUACCAAAAAUAGUUCUACAAUCCUCAUAUAAGAUAGGUAAUUUCUGAAUGUGUACGAUUAAUAUUUUCUUGUUAGGUUAGCUCACCCGGAAUAAGGGAAAUGAUCACUUGUUUCACGAAAAUAAUAUAACAACCGAAGGUAUAUCAUUGCAUACAAUCGUCUAUUUCUUCAUAUAGCAAAAUAUCAGGGAUACUCGUAAAUUCUUCCGAGAAAAUUAAAUGUUCGGGAAAGGGAGAUAUCGUUAGCACAUGUUCGUUAAGUUCAGUCCAUUUUUCCAGAGGGAAACAAAUAAUAACGGAUUUGAAUUUAAUGUAGAACAUUAAGUUUAAUAAUUUUGUAGGAAGAUAUGGAUGCUGCAGUGGUCGAAGUCCUUCAACAAGCGAGUAGUCAAGAUCCCACUAUUUUAAAACCAGCUGAACAGACUUUAAAACAAUGGGAAACUGAAAGGGGAUUCUAUACUGCAUUAUAUAAUGUAUUUUCUAAUCAUUCCUUGACUAUCAAUGUUAGAUGGAUGGCUAUUGUGUGUUUUAAAAAUGGUAUUGAUAAAUAUUGGAGAAAAAAUGCUCCAAAUGCAAUUGCAGAUGAUGAAAAGGAAUUCCUUAGACAACGUUUGAUAACAAACUUUGAAGAACCUGUAAAUCAAUUAGCUGUUCAAUUGGCAGCUCUUAUUGCUAAAAUUGCAAGAUAUGAUUGUCCUAGAGAAUGGCGUUCAUUAAUUCCAACGUUAUUGGAUGUUAUAAGAGGACAAAAUCCUUUGGCCCAGCAUCGGGCACUGUUAAUAUUGCAUCAUGUUGUUAAAUGUUUAGCCUCUAAACGUUUAGCUGCAGAUAGACGACUCUUCCAAGAAUUAACCAUUAGUGUGUUCAGUUUUAUUCUGAAUGUUUGGAAUACAUACACUGAAUCUUUUCUUAUAAUGGCGUCAAACGGAGCAGAUACAAAUCAGAUACAGGAAGCUUUGGAGAAAGCGUUACUUUUAUUGAGAAUACUUAGGACACUUAUUGUAAAUGGAUUUAAUAAGCUUUCAGAAUCUCAUGAUGCUAUGUCAUUUUUAGAAAUUGUUUUCGAACGUGCAAGAACCUGCCUUGAAUGUCGAAAGACAUUAAUUUCAAGAGGCAUACAGAUGGAUGUAUGCGAUAAAUUUAUAAUUCAUUUGACUAAAGUAUUAUUAGGAGUAUUAGAAAUGCAUCCGUUUUGCUAUGUAGAACUAAUACCAACGUCCUUAGAAUUUUCUGUUUUUUACUGUUUUACCGAAAGUGGCCAAGCUUUAGCUUUUGAAAAAUUUGUUAUACAAUGUUUAAAUUUAAUGAAAGGCAUUUUAUCAUCUACAUAUUAUAAACCAGCUAAAGUUCUCGAAGAUACGAAAGACCCGUUAACGUUGAGAGCAAAUCAAUUGAGACAAGAAUUUUUUACACCUGAAACAUUAACUGAAAUAUGUUCAAGACUUGUAACGCAUUAUUUUCUUUUAACACCUGCUGAAUUGGAAUUGUGGGAUACAGAUCCAGAAAGUUUUGCCUUGUACGGAGUGUCUGUUUGCAGUAAUUCUCCAUCAUUUUGUAGAAGUUCUUGUACCAGUUUUAGUUGAAUUAAUGCAAAGACAUCAUCAACCAAUUGAUCCAAAUAAUUUGCAUGCGAUCUUAAUAAAAGAUGCAGUAUAUAAUGCAGUUGGUUUAGCUGCGUUUGAUUUGUAUGACGAGCUGUUAAAUUAAGUACAGAGCUGAGACCAGAAUUAUAUAAACUCAUGGUUGAAGUUUUGAGCCCUGAAGAAGAUUUAGGUGUUCGAUUGGCAGCAAGCGAUGCUUUAAAACUCGCGAUAGAUGAUUUUCAAUUUAAUCCGGAAGAAUUUUCACCAUAUUUAGAACCAGCAUUCUCUUUACUAUUUUCUCUUUUAAAAGAAGUAAAAGAAUGUGAUACGAAGAUGUACGUGUUGUAUGUAUUAUCAUUUAUGAUUGAACGUACUGGCAGUGAAAUAAACCCGCACGUUGGAGCUCUUAGUUCGUAUCUACCAGCACUUUGGCAAGAGUCUGAGGAACAUGAUAUGUUAAGAUGCGCUAUAAUUUCGACACUUGUACAUCUGGAAAAGGCUUUAGGUCCUGAAAGUGUCGUUAUAGAACCAUUAGUAGUAGGUGUUAUUGCAUUAAGUUGUGAUGUUAAUCAAAAUUAUCACGUUUAUUUGUUAGAAGAUGGUUUGCGAUUAUGGUUAGCUUUAUUGGAGAAUGCACCUGCGCCAACCCCUGCUAUAAUGGAAUUGGCUAAAAAUUUGCCGGAUGUAUUAGUUCAAGCAUAUGUAAUAUUAAGUCCUCAAGAAUUUUUAAGUCAAAGAGGGGCAAUUAUAAUUGAAACACUUAGGUCACUUUUGGGAGAUUUGAACUCUGAAGGAGCAGUAAUGACAAUGACAGUGUUUGAACUAUGUUUAUGUGCGUCACCUCGGCAAGGUGCAGAACUUAUUAAACCUGUUUUAAUAACUAUAUUUGAGUAAUAAGCGAGUUAACCAGAAAAAUGGGUGGAAACGAAGCUAGAGAAGAGGUUGUUUUGGGAGAAAUAAUACGUAUAUGGGUUAAUCGAAUGCCAUAUAUUUCUCAACUAAAAAGACGUAAAUUAUUAGCUCUUGCACUUUGUUCACUUCUUGGAGCUGAUAGUCCUCCAAGUGUUCUUCAUUAUUUUCCACUAAUAAUAUCUAAUAUUGUUGGGACUCUCAAUGACAUCACCAAGUUUGAUGAUAUAAGAUGCGAACAUAUUGGAUCUUUGUCAAUUAGUGGACAAUCUAGUCCAUCCCAGUACGAGGAUGAAGAGUAUGGAAACAAACAUGAACAGCGAAAAAGAAGACUUGAUUUCAAUGAUCCUUUGUCCAGUAUAUCUUUGAAAGAUACGUUACAAAAUCAGGUAAAGUGAUAAUUUAUUAUUACUUACAAAUAUGUACUUAUUACAUACUAAAAACCACUUUGUUCAAUUAUGUAUUUAUUACAUGCUGAAAAUCUGUAUUUUUUAUUUUAGUUACUUACUUUACGCAGAUUGAUUGGAGACAACCAGUUUAACCAAUUGAUGUCAACUCUUUACCCAGAAAUUGACAAAGAACUUAAACUUUAUGUAUCCUUAUGAAAAAGGAGCAAGUCUAAUUAAAAGAGAAAGAAAAUAAGAUAUUAUAUUAAACGCGACAGUACGUGUAAAGAAAGCUUUACAGCGCUCUAUUAUAAAACGGCACUAUUUUAUUGUAUUAUACUAGCUGUUUCACUGUACUAAUAAUGUUGAUAAUAAAAGACCUGUCAUUUCAAAAUUAUUUCUUAUCUGUUCGUUUAAAGUGAAGAAAGGUAUGAUUUUCACAUUCAAAUUAUUACCAAUAUUAGUUCAAUUUGAGUUGGUUUUAUUGGUUUAAUUUACUGAAAAAUUUUAAAUAUAUAAUUAUAGUAAAUGAUUAUAUGGAAUUAUAUUUUAGAAUCUACAAUUACAACUUUUACAGCAACCAUGUUAAAAAAAUAAUUGAAAAAAUAAUUUUUUUCAUUUUGUUUGAACAAACAAUUAAAUUUUAUGAUAUAAUAUGUAUAGGAAUGUGUAAGAAUGAGACAAUUGGAGGUUGCUGUUUCUAAUUCAUAA